Molecule: messenger RNA, 1537 nt
Organism: Rhipicephalus microplus (southern cattle tick)
Lineage: Eukaryota; Metazoa; Arthropoda; Arachnida; Ixodida; Ixodidae
Product: hdc homolog, cell cycle regulator
Source: RefSeq, a predicted model, not a curated record
AAGUAUUCUAGCUCACUUUAGCCUGGUGGCUGCUGCACCGCGCGGCGCAGAAGACGCUGCCUUUUGGAAAAGGCUGAACGGUAUCUGCACCACCUCCUCAAGUUUCUCCACUUGAUCCGUCCUCGAACACGGAAGUUGCGAGAGCGGCAUUACAACAUCACGUCGAUUGCGGGGACUGGGCGAGGGCGAAAGUUAUGGCGCGCUUUCUCCAAUCGGCGACGACCGGAGCCCCGCCCCUGCACGCCUCUCGGAAAGUUUUCCGGCGCCAGUUGUGCACUCGGCCGCAGAGAGAGCAUGCCGCAACAGCGCGACAAUCGAGUCCGUCACGCGGACGACGCCCUUGCGGCUGCGAUGGAGCUGUGCUGCGUGCCGACGGGCUGUCACUCGGACGAACCGAUGCUCGCAGACAGUGCGGUUAGGGUGAUCUGCAACAACGAACACUGCCCGCAGAGUCAGCUGAUGCACAGGGCCUGCUUCGAGGAGUGGGAGAACGCGGUGCUCUCCUUCCUUCGCUCCACGGGACGCGCGCGCUCGUGGAGCGAGAAGCAGCGGCUGCAAAACUUGUGGACCAAGAAAGGCUACGACUUGGCCUACAAGGCGUGCGGCUGCCGCUGCGGCAAGGGCCACCUGCGAAAGGACCUCGACUGGGUGCCGCCGGCGGCCGCCAAGAAGAAGCAGCGACGACGUAGGGGCAACGACAAGCCCAGCCUGAACAAACCACCGAGCAGCGUGCCGCGGCUACGCAGCUCGAGCAUGUCAAGCACGGGCUCGGCCGGCAGCCCGCCCAGCUCGUCGUCGCCCGAGUUCCCGCCGUCGCCGACGCACAAGCUGUUUUCGCGCCGCCAGGACUACUCGUCCUUCAACGCGCUUCCGCGGCACAAGAUCAACGCGUACCACAUCAAGAUGGAAGACGACGGCGACGACAUCCGCUGCUUCAUCCUCAACACGCUCGGCGCCAACAAAACGUCGCGCGUGGCUUGCGUCGUGUGCCAGGCGCCCAUGUGCGUGUUCGACCGCUACCCGCUGGUAGACGGCACGCUCUUCCUGUCUCCUCGACAGCACAGCCCGGGCUCGGUGCCGGUGCGCGUGGACGACGAGAGGGCGCAGUACUUGAGCGCCGUGUGCAUGCGCUGCCUCGAAGGCUGGCCGCUGGCGUGUGGCGCGUGCGGCGCUCGCUGGAGCGGCCGCCACCUCAUCCUGGGCACCAUGUACGCGUACGACAUAUUCGCCGCCACGCCGUGCUGCGAGGAGCGACUGCGCUGUAGCAGCUGCCGACGGCCGUUCGCCUCCUCGCGGAGCUACUUCAGCGACUACAGCCACUGCGUCGGCUGCGCCCACUGCGGCGCCAGGGACUACCACUUCGUCAAGCCGCUCAGCACGUACGUCAGGCUGUGAGUGUGACGACGGUACGUACUGGCGCAUUUCCCAUUUGUAAAAUGUCAUUUUCAUUCAGCUCUUUGUACAUGUUGCGACACAGAAUAAAAGGGAAUGUCUCUGGAGAGGCAAUCGUGAAUAAAGUUGUUUUUCUAUGCGUGUG